Molecule: messenger RNA, 6893 nt
Organism: Apus apus (common swift)
Lineage: Eukaryota; Metazoa; Chordata; Aves; Apodiformes; Apodidae
Gene: CASZ1
Product: castor zinc finger 1
Exons: 22
Coding region: 511-6414 (1967 amino acids)
Biological process (GO): positive regulation of transcription by RNA polymerase II; regulation of neuron differentiation
Cellular component (GO): nucleus
Molecular function (GO): RNA polymerase II transcription regulatory region sequence-specific DNA binding; DNA-binding transcription factor activity, RNA polymerase II-specific
Source: RefSeq, a predicted model, not a curated record
UCAAAGCAAAGGGGAGCGCGAGGAGGAAAAAUCCGGGAUCAGGGCAAGUUUGAUGGCGCAUGCGCGCUGCAGCCUCCAUCCCAAACACACACACAUUUCCCUUGACUUGGAAAGUCACCCAAAGCAGCCCCAAGUGCAGGGCAAAGAGACUUCACCAAGUGAAGGGACGCCAUCAAAUUCACGCUGUCUUCACCUGAGACCACCUCCAAAACAAAGAACCUGACUUCUCUCCUGGCUUUGUACAGUGGAAUGGACCUUGAAGCCUGUGACUUCUCAAUGCAAGGAUGAAGUGAAUUUAGAGCUAAAAACGAGGCAAGAAACCAGGCCUUGAAAUCUCCGAAAGGUAGGAGAGACUUCAGACUGCAAUGGGCAGCCACUGGCAUUGCUGUAGAGGCAUCCUGAACGACGUGUUGGAAAAGGAAGUGCACAGAACGGUCUGUCUGCAUUGUGAAAAUGUUUGAGACCCCCAUGCAAAGCUGUGCUCUGUUCUGACUCCAAGUCUCCUCAGACAUGGCCGAGGAAAAUGCAUCUGAAAGAACUAUAUGCACUGACGCAGCCUCAGGAAAACCCACGAUGGCUGCCAAGCGCAAAGGCGGCCUGAAGCUCAAUGCCAUCUGUGCCAAGCUGAGCCGCCAGGUCAUCUUCGACCACGGGGGAGCCCAGCAGGCCCGAGCAGACAAGGGGCCACAGCGGGAGAGCAGCAACAAGGACCUGCCUCAGCCCGGAACCAAGGAGCUGGGGACAGAGUUUUCAGAUGGACUCAGCCGUGUGCAGAAGAUUGAGGAGGACAAAAGGAGGGAGGUGAUUGAGAAGUGGGUGAACGGGGAAUACAACGAGGAGCCCGUGCUGGGGCGAGUGGAAGGCAAGGAAUUUAAGGGCGUGGAGAGUGCGGAGGUGCCCCCCGAAGGGGUUUACAUGGUGCAGCCCAAGGGCUGCAGUGACGAGGAAGAUAAUGGGGAUGAGGCAGAGGCUCUGAGAGGCUCACAGGAUGGCAACUUUGUGGAUGACAGGGAUUCAGAUGGGCCAGCCUCCAAGGAUGAUGCCUACCGGUCCUCCAGUGGCGACACAGGCUCCAAGGCCUCAGGGGAAGCUUCAUCACUGCGAGAUUACGCUGCCACCACCAUGAACGAGUUCCUGGGCAUGUUUGGCUACGACGACCAGAACAUGCGGGACGAGCUGGCCCGCAAGAUCAGCUUUGACAAGCUGAAUGCUGCUACCUCAGAGGCCACCGCCACCGCAGCCUCUCUCCCCGGCGAGGACGCCAUGAGCAAACGAGCCCGCUUCUCCAAGUAUGAGGAGUACAUCCGCAAGCUGAAAGCUGGAGAGCAGCUCUCUUGGCCCAUGCACUUGGUCAAAUCUGAGGAGCUGGGCUCCAAGCUAGGCAAAGAGACUUCCUCAGUGCUCACACAGCCCAUUCGGGUGCCAGGUCCAGAUGCCUCCAUGCUGACGGAGACCAAAGCCACCAUCCUGCCACUGCCGUCUCCCAGCAGUUCCCAGAUGCAGGGCCUGAUGUCACGGGCCUCCAAAUAUGACUUCUUCAUUCAGAAGCUGAAGACGGGUGAAAGCAUCAGGCCACAAAAUGGCAACACUUACAAGAAGGCCUCCAAGUAUGACCUAGAAAAUGUCAAGUACUUGCACCUUUUCAAGCCUGGAGAAGGAAGCCCAGAUAUGGGAGGAGCCAUCGCCUUCAAGACAGGCAAGGUAGGCCGGCCUUCCAAGUAUGAUGUGAGGAACAUCCAGAAGCUCACUCCAUUAAAAGCUCCAACACCCAGCCUGGCCCCAGCUCCCCUCACCAGUACCCCCAGCAGCACUCCUGUGGCUGGGCCAGAGCAGGCUGUCUCAUUGCCGUUCAACACUCCUGAGUACCUGAAAUCAACUUUCUCCAAGACAGACUCCAUCACAACUGGAACAGUCUCUACAGUAAAGAAUGGAUUACCCACUGACAAACCGGCUGUCAGCGAAGACGUAAAUAUUUACCAGAAGUAUAUUGCCAGGUUCUCUGGCAGUCAGCACUGUGGACACAUACACUGUGCAUACCAGUACCGAGAACAUUACCACUGCCUUGACCCAGAGUGCAACUACCAGAGGUUCACUAGCAAACAGGAUGUGAUCCGGCACUACAACAUGCACAAGAAGCGGGAUAACUCCCUCCAGCACGGCUUCAUGCGCUUCAGCCCCCUGGACGACUGCAGCGUCUACUACCACGGCUGCCACCUCAACGGGAAGAGCACACACUACCACUGCAUGCAGGUGGGUUGUAACAAGGUCUAUACAAGCACCUCGGACGUGAUGACCCAUGAGAACUUCCACAAGAAGAACACACAGCUCAUCAACGACGGGUUUCAGCGGUUCCGUGCCACGGAGGACUGCGGCACCGUGGAAUGCCAGUUCUAUGGGCAGAAAACCACUCACUUUCACUGCAGGCGACCUGGGUGUACAUUCACCUUCAAGAACAAGUGUGACAUUGAGAAGCACAAGAGCUACCACAUCAAAGAUGAUGCCUAUGCCAAGGACGGCUUCAAGAAGUUCUACAAGUAUGAGGAAUGCAAGUAUGAGGGCUGUGUCUAUAGCAAGGCCACCAACCACUUCCACUGCAUAAGGGCAGGCUGUGGCUUCACCUUCACCUCCACCAGCCAGAUGACCUCCCAUAAACGCAAACAUGAGCGCCGGCACAUCCGGAGCUCAGGAGUGCUGGGCCUGCCUGCCUCUCUCCUGGGGUCCAAGGAUAAUGAGCAAGAGGAGUCCAGUAAUGAUGACCUCAUUGACUUCUCUGCUAUGAGCUCGAAGAACUCCAGCCUGAGUGCCUCCCCCACCAGUCAACAGUCUUCCGUUUCUCUCAUAGUUCCAGCUGCACCCUCCUCUGCUGCUGACCUUGCUUCCUCACAGGCCAGCAAGUCUGCCAACAGCAUGACACCAGCCACCAAGAUCUCUGGCCUGCUCUCCCAGGCUCUUCCCAGCAAUAUACCCUUGGCUCUGGCACUCUCCAACUCAGCACUUCCUGGAACAGCUGGAUCCUUCUUCCCCAUCAUCCCCAGUCGGGUCUCUACACCACUUCCUGCCAGCUCAGCUAAUCUGAUGACUGCUGGUUCUUCUGGCACCAAUCCAACAUCAUCUGCUUCUACGGAUUCCUCAUCCCAGACUGUUUCAGGAUCUGGUGACCCAGCAGCUACUUCUUCUCCAGCUCCAGCAGCAUCAAUAAUGGAAAGGAUCUCUGCUAGCAAGGGAUUAAUCUCUCCUAUGAUGGCCAGGCUUGCAGCAGCUGCCCUCAAGCCCUCUGUGGCACUCGAAGCAGCAGGGAAUGGACAACCAGCGGCUCCCGGACGGUUCAAUCCAGUCCAGGUGAAGCAGGAACCUGUGGAGGCCAUGGGAUCAUCAUCUGCUGCCAGUCAGGACUCCUUGCAGGAGCACAGCCUGGACCUGAGCGUGAAGGACCAUGGUAAUGAAUCAAAUGGCCACACAGUCUCAGCAAAUUCAUCUCUUUUAUCCUCGCUUAUGAAUAAGAUGUCCAAGACCAGUGCCAGCCUUGGCAACCUGCUGAACAUUAAGACUGAAGGAGAUGGCAGCCAGGCUGGGGCUGCAGAGCCGACACAGUACUUGGGCAAGGCAGUGAAGGCACUUGUCCAGGAGAAGCUCUCUGAGCCAUGGAAGAUGUACCUGCGCCGGUUUGGUACCAAGGACUUCUGCGAUGCACAGUGCGACUUUCUCCACAAGGUGCAUUUCCACUGUGUGGUGGAGGAGUGUGGGGCCCUCUUCAGCACCCUGGAUGGAGCCAUCAAACAUGCCAACUUUCACUUCCGAACUGAGGGCGGAACUGUGAAAAGUAACUCUGAGUCUCCCUUCUCAACUUCUACUGAGAAUAAGGCUUCACUGGCCCCUUCAUCACCAUCUGCUACUUCUGUCACCAUGGCAAGUGCUUCUGCCCUUGACGUGCCCACUCCAAGCCCAGCGACUGUCCCCUCUGCCCCCACACUGCUAGCUUGGAAGCAGCUGGCUUCAACCAUACCCCAGAUGCCUCAGAUCCCAGCAUCAGUGCCUAACCUGGCAACUUCACCCUUGGCAACGACCUCCCUGGAGAAUGCCAAGCCUCAGGUCAAACCAGGAUUUCUCCAGUUCCAGGAGAAUGAUCCCUGCCUGGCAACGGACUGCAAGUACGCCAACAAAUUCCACUUCCACUGUCUCUUUGGGAACUGCAAGUAUGUGUGCAAAACCUCUGGCAAAGCAGAAUCCCACUGCCUGGACCACAUCAACCCCAACAACAAUCUGGUGAAUGUGCGAGACCAGUUUGCUUACUAUUCCCUGCAGUGUCUCUGUCCGAACCAGCACUGUGAAUUCAGGAUGCGAGGGCAUUACCACUGUCUUCGGCCUGGCUGCUACUUUGUGACUAACAUCACCACCAAGCUGCCCUGGCACGUGAAAAAGCAUGAGAAGGCAGAGAGAAGGGCAGCCAAUGGCUUCAAGUAUUUUACCAAGCGGGAAGAGUGUGGCAGACUAGGUUGCAAAUACAACCAGGUGAACAGCCACUUCCACUGCAUUCGUGAGGGCUGCCAGUUCUCCUUCCUGCUCAAGCACCAAAUGACAUCCCAUGCCAGGAAGCACAUGAGAAGGAUGCUGGGGAAGAACUUUGAUCGCGUUCCUACUCAGGUUAUUGGCCACACUCCAAGAAAUGAAAAUCUCCCCCAGGUUGGCAGCAUGGCUCCCAGCCCAGCCUCAUCAGGAACCCCAGCUUCCUUUCAGGGACCCCCGAGCAUGAUGGACACUGAGACAGAUGAGUACAUGGACUACACUGGCUGUAGCCCCGGGGGUAUCUCCUCUGAAUCUUCCAACAUGGACCGCAGCUGCUCCAGCACUCCAGUGGGCAAUGAAAGUACAUCAGCAGGCUGCCUGGUUCCUUCUACUGCUGCUGCUGAUGACGCUACCCACACUGCACCACAACCUCAACCACCAUCUCUGCCUCCAUCUUUCUCACAAGCCCUGCUUAGGUCUCCCCUUCCCACCCUCCCCUAUCUUUUUUCUCCAUCUUGUCUCUCAUACUCUCUGCUCAGUGCCACUCUUGGAUCCAGCAGGGGCAUUGUCAUGCCUGCCGCCAGCACCGCUGGGUUUGCGCCCAUCAUUGCCACUCCAACUCCAGUAAAAAGUGACGUUCCCUUAGUUCAGGAUGCAGCAGGGAAUACCAUCACUAUGCCAACUGCCUCAGGGGCCAAAAAGCGCUUCUGGAUUAUUGAGGACAUGUCCCCCUUUGGCAAGCGCCGCAAGACCGCGUCCUCGCGCAAGAUGCUGGAUGAGGGGAUGAUGCUGGAGGGAUUUCGGCGCUAUGACCUCUACGAGGACUGCAAGGACUCCAGCUGCCAAUUCUCUCUCAAGGUUACCCACUACCACUGCACCAGGGAGAAUUGCGGCUACAAGUUCUGCGGCCGCACCCACAUGUACAAGCACGCCCAGCACCACGAUCGCGUGGACAACCUGGUGUUGGAUGAUUUCAAGCGGUUCAAGUCUUCACUGAGCUGCAACUUCCCAGACUGUCAGUUCUCUGGCAAUAGCACACACUUCCACUGUCUGCGCUGUGGCUUCCGCUGCACUGACAGCACCAAGGUGACAGCCCACCGCAAGCACCACGGCAAGCAGGACGUCAUCAGCGCUGCUGGCUUCUGCCAGUUCAGCUCAAGCGUGGACUGCGAGGUGCCUGACUGCAAGUACAAACUCAAGUGCUCCCACUUCCAUUGCACCUACCCUGGCUGCAAACACACGGUGGUGGGCAUGUCACAAAUGGACUCGCACAAGCGCAAACACGAGAAGCAGGAGCGAGGAGAGCUUCCUGCCAUCUCCCCUGGCCCUGAGGGCCUUGCCCACUCCACUCUCGAGUAUGACAUCCAGAACUCUUCCAUCAACCUGGACAGCUCCCUCAACCUCAGCACUGACAACAACAGCUCCCUCUUCUUCCUGCAGAAUGCGGCUGGUGUGGGCCUCAAUGAUUCCCUGGACCUCAGCAAGAAGCAGUCAGAAGUCACUGAAGGUCCUUCACCGAGCAGAGCCGGGACCGCACCUCAGGAGAUGGGCGCGGUGGCAUCUGGCUCUGGUGAUGUGGAAGAUGAGGAUGAUUCUUCCCAGGAGGAUGAAGAGGAUGAUGAGGAGGAGAUGAAUGAAGAAGAGGAAGAUGAUGAAGAGGAGGAUGAUGAUGACGAUGACGAGGAGGAGGAUGAAGAGGAAGACUUGAACACAGAUUCUGAAGAAUCGCUGCCUGACCCUGAGGGCCUGGCCACUAAAGAAGAUGGAGAACCAGAGGAGGCUGCUUCUUCCACAGACCAGGGUGAUGCUUCCAGGCCACAGAGCGAGCCAGCCCUUACUCCAGCCCCAACUCCUGCUCCAGCUCCAGCUGCUGCCCCAGCCUCUACCAUUGCCCCAGCAGCUUCUCCUUAAUCUCAGAGACAACAGUGGCAGUGGUUUGGUUUUGCUCUUACACAGAAUUACUAAGAGGACCCCAUAUGAGGCAAGAACAAAGAUCGGGAUAGCAAGUGAAAAACAAACUCUGUGCCACACACACACAAGAGAGAGAGAGGAAGGAGAGAAGGAAGUCCAUGCUCCUGAGCAGGCCCCAAAAGAGAGACAGGUUGGCAGCAGGACUGGUGCUGCAUCCCUUCAUUCUGCAGAUCAUGGAACAGAGGGGCAGGAUGCAGCAAAAAAUACCCUGUUAUAUGGACAUGAACCUUGAGGGUACCAGCCGCUUUUCCUUGCUCCUGGCAUGGUGCGUGGGGCCUGUGCCCAUCUGGGGACCCUUUGUUAUGGGUGGGGCUCUAUCCCCCCGUUUUUCUUUCUGGGUUUUAUUUUUCCAUGUUUUCAGUUGUACGAUAUUAAUAAUAAUCUCCACUUCUUGGAGGGGGGUGGGUGGGAACAACAGG